AUGGCGCGCGCGCAAGCAAAAAUGCAUACUCCGCGCUCGCCGCCCGUGACGACGGACUCGAUCCACCCCGAAUUACUCCAGGAAAUCUUCGCAUCGGACCAGGACAUGUAUCCUGCGCCUCUGACCUGGGAGCGCCUCGAAGGCUGGACCAGGGCAUCGCCGGAGUUAGCGCUGUCUCUAUGGUUCACCGGCGUAGACGACUCGGCAUCGCGGCCCCUCGUCGGCGCGGUGAUCGCGCUCCCUAUUCUGGCUUCGUGUUGGCGCGACCUGCUCGUCGGCAAGGUCAAGGAGACCGAUGUCGACCCUGAGACAAUGUUCCCCCGCGAGAGCGACCCAGGUGCUGAGAUCGGGCUUCACGUGUUUCACGUCGAGAGAUAUGAGGCGCCCGGGACGCAGGAAAUGGUGCCGAGAAUCGCGGAGAUCUCGAUGAAGGCCGUUGUCGAGGCCGCGAGGGAGAAGGGAUGGAAGGUCGUCGGCUACUCUGCACUCACGGCGACGCCAGAAGGAAGACGAUGCUUUGAGAGAAUGGGCUUCAACCCAACGGGUUACGAGGAGUUCUGGGUUUCGUGCGAGUCUUCGCCCGAAAUGCAGUUGGUGACAGUAUCCGCGGAAACCGCGCACGAGAGAAAACUUCUGGAGGAGCAAUCUGUCAAGGGACACGCGACGAUGCUGGCGAAGCAUGUUUCUUCGGCAGAUGCUGCGUAG
Molecule: messenger RNA, 705 nt
Organism: Colletotrichum karsti
Lineage: Eukaryota; Fungi; Ascomycota; Sordariomycetes; Glomerellales; Glomerellaceae
Exons: 2
Coding region: 1-705 (234 amino acids)
Source: RefSeq, a predicted model, not a curated record